Drosophila miranda is the source of this 1581-nucleotide messenger RNA. Its product is annotated as probable cytochrome P450 12d1 proximal, mitochondrial. NCBI's taxonomy places the organism in Eukaryota, Metazoa, Arthropoda, Insecta, Diptera, Drosophilidae. Gene Ontology annotation, molecular function: monooxygenase activity; oxidoreductase activity, acting on paired donors, with incorporation or reduction of molecular oxygen; iron ion binding. The record is from RefSeq and is a predicted model, not a curated record.
ACAGGCCACGGAGAUUCAGUUGUUUGUCGAGUGGCGCUGCGAGAAUGAAUGCUUGGCAGAGUCUGACGCGACGCCUGGCCGUCGCCACACGCCCCAUUCGAUCGUUGAGAGGUUCCUCGGCCCAGGCACAGGCACGGCCACAGGCCCAAGCGAGUGUCGCGGCCCUGCAGGCAGCAGUUCAUGCGGAGCUUCAUGCCCGGCGGGGAGUUCAGCGACGCCUCCAUUGUGUAGUUCUCGAUGGGCAUGCGGCGCCGGUACGGGGACAUCUUCAUCCUGCCAGGGAUGUUCGGACGCAAGGACUGGGUGGUAACGUUCAACACCGGCGAUAUUGCCACUGUGUUCCGCAAUGAGGGGGCGUGGCCGCAUCGCGAGGCCUUCGACUCGAUUGUGCACUUCCGGCAGCACAUUCGACCAGACGUCUAUGGGAGAGCCCUAGGGCUGACGGCGAGGCAGGGGGAGGACUGGGGCAAGAUGCGCUCCGCCGUCAAUCCGAUCGUCAUGCAGCCCAGGGGCCUCCGGAUGUACUUCGAGCCGCUCUCCAACAUCAACAACGAGUUCAUCGAGCGCAUCAAUGAGAUACGCGAUCCGAGCACCCUGGAGGUGCCCGGCAACUUCAACGACGAGAUGCAGCGCCUGAUCUUCGAGUCUCUGGCUCUGGUGUCGUUCGAUCGGCAGAUGGGGAUCAUCCGGAAGCACAGGGACAACCCCGACGCCCUGGCCCUCUUCCGCACCUCGAGGGACAUAUUCCGCUACACCUUCCAGCUGGACGUCCAGCCAUCGGCGUGGAAGAUCGUCUCCACGCCCACCUACCGCAAGAUGAUGCGCACCCUCAACGAGAGCCUGGACGUGGCCCAGCGCGUGCUCGCGGAGUCGCAGCAGCUCCUGGAGCAGCGGCGCCGGGCCGGCGAGCAGGUGAACAGCCACAGCAUGCUGCAGCGCCUCAUGGACAUCGAUCCCAAGCUGGCCCUCAUCAUGGGCCUGGAAAUCCUCUUCGCGGGCAUGGAUGCCACGGCCACGCUGGUCUUCGCCGUGCUGCUCACCCUGGCCAAGCAUCCGGAGAAGCAGCACAAGCUGCUCAACGAGGACACCAUGAGGGACAUGCCCUACCUGCGGGCCGUGAUCAAGGAGACGCUCCGCUUCUACCCCAACGGCCUGGGCACCCUCCGCACCUGCCCCACCGGCGUCACCCUCUCGGGCUACGCGGUGCCCCCGGGCACCCCCGUCCUGCUCGCCGCCAACGCCCUCAUGUAGGACCCCGCACACUACCCGCGCCCCGACGAGUUCCUGCCCGAGAGCUGGAUGCGCGAUCCCCAGUCCGGCCAGAAGAUGCAGGUCAGCCCCUUCACCUUCCUGCCCUUCGGCUUUGGGCCGUGCAUGUGCCUCGGCAAGCGCGUGGUGGACCUCGAGGUGGAGAAGCUCAUACGCAACUUCCACGUGGAGUUCCUGCACGAUGCCUCGAGGCCCUACAAGACGAUGGAGCCGGCCAUAGACUUUCGCUUCAGGUUCACAGACAUCCAGGAGUGAGAGGAUUAGAAUAGAGAUUAGAGUACUUCCAAUAAACUAAGCCCCCAAAAUCGAUCA